UUAUUUUCUAUUUUAUCUUUGCAAUAGAAAACUGUACCUGCCGAAAUGUCCAUUUCAGCAAAUAUAAGUGUUGAAGCUCCAAUUGAAAAUCAAAUUCAAGAAAUCGCUUACGAUGGAACCGAAAUAUACCAAUUACCACCUACUCUGUCGGAACAUUUGGCAAAAUGUGCGGCAAAAAUUGAUUUUAGUAAAACCGCUAACGACAUUGAUUUGGUGCAGCAAAGCUUGAAAAAAGAAGACGAAAAGAAGGACGAUGAAUCGAAAGAUUCAGCGGCUCUCUUCCAGUCCAGCUUAUGGCCAUGGGAUUCCGUUCGUAACAAGCUGAAAGAAGCUUACACAGAAGUUUGCGUCUUGUCGGAUGUUCUUUCGGUUGCCAAGGAGAAACGUUUCAUGGUGCUGGACCCUAUCCCACAAGAACCACCCGAGGUUAAACCGAUGGUACAAGUUUACGCGAGAAAGAAAGCUUUAGCUAGUGCAGCUAAUAUUUUACUAACCGGAGCUGAGCGAUUGAAAACGGCACAUACUGAUCAAGGGGGUGCACGCAGUGUACCAGAUUUCCACAUUGAGUUGCUCAGAUUACGUAGAAACUGGCGCUUGAAAAAAGUUUCAAACACUAUUAUUGGAGACCUGAGCUAUCGAACUGCCGGAUCUAGAUUUAUGCAUCCUGGUAUGUUCGAGGUGACGAAGGCUGAGGAUGAAGAAUCUAGCGAAGAAGGCAGCAGCUCAACUUCAGUUGGUGGAGUAGCUCCAGGCCCUAAAAUAAACUCUGCUUUAAGAGUCAAUGUACCCACUGAGCUGCAGGGAGUAGCAUUCAUCAAAGUUAUUACUCAGAAGGAUCAAGAAGAUUUAUGCACGGCUACGGUUAAUAUGAUGGGAUCUACACAGCUACAUAGCCCGCAGGCGGGGGCGUGGCAACAAACUUUGGAGUUUGCCCAGAACGUAUUGUUCUGCAAGGAGCUGUUCAAUCAGCUAGCAAGAGAGGCCGUCCAGCUGCAAGCACCAAUUCCACAUGUCGUGGUUGGCAAUCAAAUUCGUGCGACCUUGCUACCUGGAAUUCAAUUAAUAAUAUCCCUAUGCCACUCGACAUCUUCAGAUUCAAAUAACAGUUCGGAACCGAUUAAGGAUCACGAUCAUGUUUUGGAACAUUCCUUGCAUCAGUUGCUUCGCGAGUUUCACCAUAAAAAUACCCACCACCCAUUCCCACAUCCUGCUAGCGCUCCUCUUGGACCGAGUAAAAAGCGUAUGUUGGCAGGGCCAUUCGCUUACGACCGCUAUGACUUAUUGGAGAUGACCAAAUCACAGACCUUGUUGGAACAGAUAAUAGCUCAAGCUCAACAUAUAUUUACACGCCGCAGAGCUCAAUAUGUUCUGGACACAUUGGCGAAAGAUGUCAAGGAUCCCCAGAUCACCUCCCACUGGAAUGCUAUGAACAGCCCCACGAUGUCUUGUGUCAAAAUUAACAUCACCUCCCAUGGGUAUGACGCCAACUUGCGGACGUCGUUGGUUAUUCAUGUGAAGGAGCGCUCUCUGAAAUGUAUUUGCCGUGACGGACGCAUCAUGCACAUGUCCUACGAAAUGCAGGAGCUGCGCGACUUGAUUUACUGUCAAAUCAGCCAGCACCAGAUCAUCUGCCUCCAGAGCCUGGCCAAGUGUAUGGCUUGGCAGAUCUUGUCCAACAGCAGCCACCUUGGCAUCGGCUCGGUAGAACCGCUGGGUAAUGCUAGCUCCUGUGUGUUGGCAUCGCCGAACAGUGAUCGCCUGGUGGCCGUACAGGUACGGUGUGAUCCACAGAUCGAUGUAAAAGUGUAUAUUGCUCAAUGUCCGGGCAAGGAUUUCUUCCCCGGCUCGUUGGUUCAGGGACGUCACUGGGAACAUCUUGGGGGACAUUUUAAAGAGGUUCGUUUCGACAAAAUGGAAGGAAAGAAUUUCCACAAUAAAAUGGAAUUCCUAAUGGCUAGCUUAACGAGUCAGUCCUAACCAAUACUGGAGAAGCUGUUCUUGGACGACGUUGAUACAGUGAGCAGUGAGAGCAUGCAACAGCACCACUCUGAUUUGGUGAAACACUUCACUUUAGAUCUCAGCGGUUCCCGAAUGGAGUGAAAAAUCGAAAAGGUAAUUUAUUACGCAAGUUUAAUCUCGUGUUACUAUUCGAUGGAUUAAGUGCGAGUUUUUUUUUUACAUAAAUAGCCAAUAAUUAAUGAAUCAUCUCGUUAGAGGAUUGUUUUCUUUAAAAAAAAACGAAUUAUUCAUAAAUUUCGUAUUCCACAUUAGGGAAUACAUAUUGUCGAAAGUAAAGCGCGUCUGCGCGGAUUAAUUAACAUUGAACCGCUAAUCUACAAUUUAUUAACUUCAGAUAGUGUGGCAAAACUGCCACUAUCGAUCCAAAAUUGAUAACAUAAAAAUACUUU
This is a messenger RNA of Sabethes cyaneus, 2408 nucleotides long. It is a transcript of the gene MED17, whose product is annotated as mediator of RNA polymerase II transcription subunit 17. The record is from RefSeq and is a predicted model, not a curated record. NCBI's taxonomy places the organism in Eukaryota, Metazoa, Arthropoda, Insecta, Diptera, Culicidae. Bases 46 to 1977 code for a protein of 643 amino acids. Gene Ontology annotation, molecular function: transcription coregulator activity. The transcript has 3 exons. Gene Ontology annotation, cellular component: core mediator complex; mediator complex. Gene Ontology annotation, biological process: regulation of transcription by RNA polymerase II.